AUGAUUAUGCUGGAAUUGUUCCCACUAUAUCACCUCCAAACGCCUAGAGGACUGGGGAUGGAUCACAAAUUGAAGAUUAGGCUCUCCAGAUGCAGUCUAGCGAUUUUGCUAGUUUCCUCCCUAUUUCCCCAAAUGUGGGAUGCGGCCGUGUCAAGACCCAACGUUUUGUUGAUAAUGGCGGAUGACCUUGGCUAUGGUGAUUUGGGAUGCUUUGGUAACGACACACUCAAGACUCCUAAUAUUGACCAGCUAGCAAGGGAAGGAGUGAAGCUUACUCAGCAGAUUGCUGCAGCUUCGCUUUGUACCCCAAGCAGAGCAGCUUUUCUGACUGGCAGAUACCCCAUCAGAUCAGGUAUGGUGUCCAGACAUGACCCCCGUGUCUUCGCGCGUACUGGUGCUUCUGGAGGACUCCCCACGAAUGAAACAACAUUUGCUAAGUUAUUACAGCAACAGGGCUACACCACGGGCCUUGUAGGAAAAUGGCACCAAGGCAUGAACUGUGAAUCCCACAAUGACCACUGCCACCACCCUUUAAACCAUGGCUUUGAUUACUUCUAUGGCACCCCUUUUACACUUGUGAAUGAAUGCCAGGCUAAUAAGGAUCCUGAGAUGAAUGUCCAGCUGCAAGCUACGUAUUGGUUUUACACCCAGAUGGCAGCUCUUUUGGUGUUCACUCUUGUGCUGGGAAGAACUACUGGUUUGUUCUAUGUGAAAUGGAAAAUAAUUGCCUUCACUGCUUCAUGUGGUAUCCUAUUUUUCAUCUCCUGGUUUGCCAAUUAUGGAUUUGUAAGAUACUGGAACUGCAUCAUGUUGAGAGAUCACAUCAUUACUCAGCAGCCAAUAAAGCUGGAAAAUGCUGCCUCCAGGAUAUUGAAAGAGUCAACCUCAUUUAUUAAACGAAACAAACAAGGACCGUUCCUCCUCUUUGUUUCUUUGUUACACGUCCACACACCCUGUUUCACCACAAAGACGUUUCAUGGAAAAAGCAGUCAUGGUUUAUAUGGAGACAAUGUAGAGGAAAUGGACUGGAUGGUGGGGAAAAUUCUUGCUGCUGUUGACAAAGAGGGCUUGAGGAACAACACUUUUACUUACUUUACUUCUGACCACGGCGGCUUUUUGGAGGCUAGAGAGGGUAUUACCCAGCUAGGUGGCUGGAACGGUAUAUACAAAGGUGGAAAAGGUAUGGGAGGCUGGGAAGGAGGAAUCCGUGUGCCUGGAAUAGUUCGGUGGCCAGGGAUAGUCCCUGCUGGCAGUGUUAUAGAUGAACCAAUAAGUCUUCUGGAUAUUUUCCCCACAGUGGCUCACUUGGCUGGGGCAUCCAUCCCACAAGACAGGGUGAUUGAUGGAAGGAACCAGAUAGCUUUGCUACAGGGAGCGGUGCAGCACUCAGAGCAUGAAUUCAUGUUUCACUACUGUGGGUCGUACUUGCAUGCGGUGCGCUGGCACCAGAAAGAGAGUGGUCCAGUAUGGAAAGUUCAUUACACAACACCAAUAUUCAACCCCGAAGGCGCAGGAGCCUGUUAUGAAAAGGGGCUUUGCCCAUGUUCCGGAGAAGGUGUAACACAUCACGAUCCUCCUCUGCUGUUUGAUCUCUCGAGAGACCCAUCAGAGGCCGUGCCUCUUUCACCGGACACGGAGCCCUUGUUCCACACAGUCCUAAAGCACAUAGGCAGAGCUGUGGAGGAGCAUCGCAGCUCCCUCACACCUGUCCCACAGCAGCUCUCUUCUGGAAACAAUAUGUGGAAACCAUGGCUGCAGCCAUGCUGUGGGACCUUCCCGUUCUGUUGGUGUGACAGUGAAGAAAGUGAUACCCAUUCAUAUAAAGUGGGCUAGCAAAAAGAAUCCUCUUGCAAUGAAACACUGUUCUUAGUACAGACAACACGAGCCAAGACAUUCUUAGCUUUCUCUCAUAAAGCAGCUGGGGAUUGGAAGUGGGAGGUUUUUGUUGUUGUUGGUUAGUUUCCGUGUUAUACCCAUAUGUGCCACUUUUCCUUGUUACUGGCUUGUUUUCUUAAAAACAGCAGCCCCUCAGUGUCUCUCCAUCCCUGCUUUGCUCAAACCUUAAUUGAGAAGGAGCAGCUAAAAUUAUACAGGGAGACCUCUGUUCUCACUGUCUUGGCUUGUGUUGUCUGUACUAUACUUCAAAUUUGGAUCAAGGAGCAUCAAAUGGGCAGAGAAACCCCAGGGCUGCACCAGAUCUUUGCAGGAUUAGAUACAAAGUCUAAUUACACUGGGGAACAAAAAAAAAAUUCGUUUUCUGUUGCAUGAGGUUUUUCAACUGUUCUUAUAUGUUCUUUCAAUGCUGAUUUCAAAUCUGAAAUAGAUUUUCGUGUACAUGCUAUAGUUAUCUUUCAAUUUCCGACUUUUGCCGAUAUGUCAUAUUUACACUGGGAAUAAGUGGACACUGACACGUUGAUCUACCCUAACCACAUGGUAAAUAUUGUUUUGUAAAGUUAAUUUUUGUAGUUUUGUAACCUAAAUAUUUGUAUUUUUCAGAUUGGACCAUGGCUUCUUCAAGUAGACUGUAUCCCAAGGGAAUACUUUCUUUGCAUACCUCCAACUGUACAUAGAAAUACAUGUCAUCUUCAAUGCUAUACAUGUCAGGUUCAAUGCUAUACAUGUCAGGUUCAAUGCUAUAUAAGUCACUUACAUUUAUACUCAUAUUGUACUACUUUGGCUAUGUGUUUAAUAAAAUAUUGAAUUCUUGCAUUGUGAAAAACAAAGAUUAUGGUGAAAAGUGAAAAAAUAUGAAUUGCAAAAAUAACUAGAGCUUACAGAACAAAACCAACUUCAGAUAUGAAAUCAGCACGUCGAAAUUAGGUUAGAACAACUGCAGGUGUCAAUGCAACAUAAAUUUUGUUCCCCAGUGUUAUUCAGCAUUCAGCUUCCUAAAGUUUAGCAAACUCUUUCCCUAACUGUCCCCAAUAUAUUGAAACUUUCACACAAUAUUGAUAGGUGCAUAUAAACAGACUGAGUGCCUUCUGUCCUGGGGCUGUCCAAAUACACGGAAACAUAAGGGCUGCACUUCAUGAAGAAGGUUGCAGGCUCAAUUCCUAGUGUCUCCAAGUAGGGCUGGGCAUAUCUCCAUCUAAAACCCUGGAGAACCAGUAAGUUCUAGACAACGCUGAGCUAGAUGAACCAAAUGUCUGACUUAGUACAAAGCCUACGUACCUAUGUACAUCAAGUUCCAAGGCA
Messenger RNA from Podarcis raffonei (Aeolian wall lizard), 3195 nucleotides. Its product is annotated as arylsulfatase D-like. The coding region runs from base 1 to 1833 and encodes 610 amino acids. Gene Ontology annotation, molecular function: arylsulfatase activity. Lineage: Eukaryota; Metazoa; Chordata; Lepidosauria; Squamata; Lacertidae. The record is from RefSeq and is a predicted model, not a curated record. The transcript is spliced from 11 exons.